AUGACGCCGCUGCUCUUCCUGACGCCGGCCAAAGUUGAGAUUGCCAAGGAAGACGUCGAGGUGUACGAAUCCAUUUUCCUGCCCAGUGGGGUGUCCACUGCCGCGUUCGUGCAGCUGAUGCAGCGCAGCCACCGCAAGCGCAAAGAAGCCGGGCAAUUGGUCGUGAAAGGUGGCGUGCCUUUCGGCAAGGUCGUCCUUCUCUUGCGAGGUGAGGCAGUGGCUUUGCAUAGUCUAGAGCCAGACCAGAACCCAGAG
Messenger RNA from Symbiodinium sp. CCMP2456, 255 nucleotides. The record is from the annotation of a GenBank genome assembly. NCBI's taxonomy places the organism in Eukaryota, Dinophyceae, Suessiales, Symbiodiniaceae.